This is a messenger RNA of Cokeromyces recurvatus, 2419 nucleotides long. Its product is annotated as heat shock protein 90-1. The transcript is spliced from 2 exons. The record is from RefSeq and is a predicted model, not a curated record. The coding region runs from base 131 to 2230 and encodes 699 amino acids. Gene Ontology annotation, biological process: cellular response to heat; protein stabilization; protein folding. Lineage: Eukaryota; Fungi; Mucoromycota; Mucoromycetes; Mucorales; Mucoraceae. Gene Ontology annotation, molecular function: ATP binding; ATP-dependent protein folding chaperone; ATP hydrolysis activity. Gene Ontology annotation, cellular component: plasma membrane; perinuclear region of cytoplasm; cytosol.
AUUAAUUCAAACUACGACAAUAAAGAGGAUAAUUAAAUUUGUUUUGUAUAAAAGGCACUUGAAGCUUUUUUCCUUUAUUUUUUUUCAGUUCUUUUACUUUUCAUUAUUAUCAAGUAGAGUGAAAAUAAACAUGAGCGCCGAAACUGAAACCUUCUCAUUCCAAGCUGAGAUCUCUCAAUUGAUGAGUUUAAUCAUCAAUACUUUCUAUUCUAAUAAGGAAAUUUUCUUGCGUGAAUUGAUCUCUAACUCUUCUGAUGCUUUGGAUAAGAUUCGUUAUCAAUCCUUGACUGAUCCUUCUGUUCUUGACUCUGAAAAGGAACUUUUCAUUCGUAUUACUCCCGAUAAAGAACAUAACAUUCUUUCUAUUCGUGAUAGUGGUAUUGGUAUGACUAAGGCCGAUUUGGUUAACAACUUGGGUACUAUUGCCAAGUCUGGUACUAAGGCCUUCAUGGAAGCCCUUUCCUCUGGUGCUGAUAUCUCUAUGAUUGGUCAAUUCGGUGUUGGUUUCUAUUCUGCUUACCUUGUUGCUGAUAAAGUUCAAGUCAUUACCAAGCAUAACGAUGAUGAACAAUACAUUUGGGAAUCUGCUGCUGGCGGUUCUUUCACUAUUACUCGUGACACCGUCAAUCCUUCUCUUGGUCGUGGUACUGAAAUGCGUCUUUUCUUAAAGGAAGAUCAACUUGAAUACCUUGAAGAAAAGAGAAUUAAGGAUAUUGUCAAGAAGCACUCUGAAUUCAUCUCCUAUCCUAUUCAACUUGUUGUUGAAAAGGAGGUUGAAAAGGAAGUUUCUGAUGAUGAAGAAGAAGUUGUUUCUGAAGAAGGUGCCAAGAUUGAAGAAGUCACUGAUGAAGACGACAAGAAGGAUGAAAAGAAAAAGAAGACUAUUAAGGAAAAGGUGACUGAGAAUGAAGAACUUAAUAAGACUAAGCCUCUUUGGACUCGUAACCCUGAAGAUAUUAAGCCCGAAGAAUACGCUGAAUUCUAUAAGGCUCUUACCAACGAUUGGGAAGAUCAUUUGGCUGUUAAGCACUUCUCUGUUGAAGGUCAACUCGAAUUCCGUGCUAUCCUCUUUGUUCCUAAGCGUGCUCCCUUCGACAUGUUUGAAACUAAGAAGAAGAGAAAUAACAUUAAGCUCUACGUCCGUCGUGUCUUCAUUAUGGAUGACUGUGAGGAAUUGAUUCCUGAAUGGCUCGGAUUCAUUAAGGGUGUUGUUGAUUCUGAAGAUCUUCCUCUUAAUAUUUCUCGUGAAAUGCUUCAACAAAAUAAGAUCUUGAAGGUCAUUCGUAAGAACCUUGUUAAGAAGUGUCUCGAAAUGUUCAACGAAAUUGCUGAAGAUAAAGAGCAAUUCGAUAAGUUCUAUGAGGCCUUUAGCAAGAAUCUCAAGCUCGGUAUUCACGAAGAUACCCAAAACCGUGCCAAGCUCGCUGAGUUGUUGCGUUACCACUCUACCAAGUCUGGUGAUGAAAUGACCUCCUUCAAGGACUAUGUCACUCGUAUGCCCGAGAAGCAAAAGAAUAUUUACUAUAUUACUGGUGAAUCCCGCGCUGCUGUUGAGAACUCACCUUUCCUCGAAGGUUUCAAGAAGAGAGGUUAUGAAGUUCUCUUGAUGACUGAUCCUAUCGAUGAAUAUGCCGUCACUCAAUUGAAGGAAUAUGAAGAUAAGAAAUUAGUCUGCAUCACUAAGGAAGGUGCUGAUAUUGAAGAAGAUGAGGAAGAAAAGAAGGCUCGUGAAGAAGAGCAAAAGGAAUUCGAAGAUCUUUGUAAGUCUGUUAAGGAAAUCCUUGGUGAUAAGGUUGAAAAGGUUGUCCUUUCUCAAAUCUUGACCGAUUCUCCUUGUGUUUUGACUACUGGUCAAUUUGGUUGGUCUGCUAACAUGGAACGUAUCAUGAAGGCACAAGCUCUCCGUGACUCUACUAUGUCUAGCUACAUGGCUUCAAAGAAGACUUUAGAAUUGAACCCUAAGCAUCCUAUUAUUAAGGCUCUCAAGUCCAAGGCUGCUGCAGACUCUACUGAUCGUACUGUUAAGGAUCUUGUUACCUUAUUAUAUGAAACUUCUCUCUUAACUUCAGGUUUCUCCUUGGAUGAUCCUAGCUCCUUCGCUACCCGUAUCAACCGUAUGGUUGCUCUUGGUCUUAGCAUUGAUGAAGAUGAAAUGGAAGUCUCAACUGAGACUCAAGAAACCCCUGCUGAAGAGACAACUGAAGCCUCUAAGAUGGAAGAAGUUGAUUAAAUCAUUAUUUAACUUUGUAGCAUAAACUCUUUCUCUUUUCCCCUUCUACCUUAAACAAUGAUACACACUAUAUAUACUACUAACUUUUAUUUUUAUUCUUUCUCUAUAUAUAUCUAAUUGCAUUUAAAAAUUAUUUUAAUUAUUUUUAAUAAAUAGUACAUAUGUAUUUCACAAUAAUACAAAAAAAAA